This is a messenger RNA of Chara braunii, 1510 nucleotides long. NCBI's taxonomy places the organism in Eukaryota, Viridiplantae, Streptophyta, Charophyceae, Charales, Characeae. The record is from the annotation of a GenBank genome assembly.
GCGAUAGUCCCGUACAGAGCACCCGCGCCGAAUGAAGGUCAACAAGAAGGAAGCGGAUCCGGGUCUAAUCAAGGGUACGGGAACUACAACAAUCGAGGUUAUGGAAGGAGCUACAAUCAAGGGUACAAUCGUUCCGGAUACCAGCAGCGACCGAGGAAUAACUGGUGGGUUGAUAAUCGAGAGCGGGAGAAGGAAGAUAAAUUCGAGAGGGUAUGAGGAUGGUAUUCGGAAGAGAUGCAAGCUAAGGAAAAGGAGAAACGGGCAAAGGAGUAGCAACCGAAGGAAGAGGAGGAGAAGAAGAGAGCGUUGCAAGCAGAGGAGGAACUCGAGAAAAAGAAGAGGGAACAAGAAGACUUCGAGAAAUCCAUCGGGAGAUUGGUUAAGGAUAAUAUGAAAGAAGUGUGCGAGCAGAUGAUGGGGAAGAAAGCCAGCUGUAGCCAGGAGACGAUUGCGGCUGUCUGCGCUGUAGCUCGAUGCACGGAGCAAGAGAGCCGUUGGCAUAGAGAGGAUGUUGCGGCAAGGGAGCAACUAGAGAAGCAAAGGUGCAACGAGGUUGACCGCCUGAGACGGGAGAAUGAAGAACUCACUAGAGUGGCCUCAGGAAGGGCCAACAGAGAACUGGAAUCCCUCAAGGCCGACAAUCAGACACUUCUACAGGACGUACUUCAGUUGAAGGAAGAAAUGGAACAGUGGAAAAGAGGCAGCAAGCGGACUCGGAGCUCGGCAGCAGUUACAGAGAAGAGUCCUCCCGCGGAGCCCGCACGAGGGAAGACGAAGGCCAGCACGGAUGGACAAACUCCAGCCGAAUGGGCCAAGCUUGCUGAUGCGUACCAGCGAGUACGGGACGAAAAGGAUAUGGUCGAACGUGAGGUUUCGGCCCUCAAGGAGCGAAUCAACCGCAUCAAGAUUUCGUCCCCGUCAAGUUCCAGGAAGAAGGUGUUCGUCAGAAGGAAGAGCCACAAAGGUGGCGUCAGCAGCCCUGUUCGGAAAGAAGGCGACCAAGUCAAAGUCACUUUCGUUAGAAAAGUUGGCGAGGAGAGAGAUAACUUCCAAAAGAGGGUCAACAAUGACCUUGGGAAGUUGAGGAAAGCUCAGUUGGAAGGGUUGUGUAAGGAUGAAGGGAUUGAGUAUGGUGGCGUUAAGAAGACGGCUGAAGAUCUCGCCGACAUCUACACAACCAGAGCUUACGAGCAACCGAUGAGGAGAAGGCUGAUCGAGGAUAAUAACGAGGAGGAACCCGAAGAAGAAGAUCAAGAAGAAGGUGAGUCCGCCGAUAUGGCGGGGGCCCCCACUGAGGCAUCCGCUGAGGCAACGACGUCUGAAGAAUCACCGUAGAGCCGGUUCCGAGCGUCGGUGAUAUUUAUUCCUCUUUGUCUAUGAUUCGAAGUCUACGGAGAAGAUGUGAUGAUAGGCAGGAUCGGUUCCGUCUUAAUCGACUUUUUCGAUACUUCGUCAUCUCUCUGAUUCUCUCGUCUGCCCUGUGUUGGGGAAACAAAUUCGCUCCAUUCAU